AUGGAUCCAUGGGAGAAGGGAGAGAUGGAAGGGAAGGGCGACAGGGUCGGCCUCGGGGUCGACGGUGGCGGCACGCCGGAGGGCGCGGAGGGCGGCGUGAUCGGGCGAGCAGGAGGAGACCUCCCGAUCCAGAUCGAGCAGAGCGCUCGGGAGCGGCGGCGAACGGGGAUGCGGGCUCCUCGGGCUUGGAUCGGGGCCCGGGCGGGCCUGGCACGGGCCUGGCGGCGCGGGGAAGGUGGGGGAACAGGUGGCGAACGCGGGUUGGGCAGGAGCGGCACUGGGGGGCGGCGCGGCCACUCGGACGGCGCCAAGUGGCGGGGAGAGGUGGCCGGCGGCGGAUCCAAGGAGGGGGCGGCGGCUGGAAGGUAG
Messenger RNA from Aegilops tauschii subsp. strangulata, 369 nucleotides. Lineage: Eukaryota; Viridiplantae; Streptophyta; Magnoliopsida; Poales; Poaceae. The record is from RefSeq and is a predicted model, not a curated record.